Messenger RNA from Bolinopsis microptera, 1390 nucleotides. RefSeq lists its product as uncharacterized. Lineage: Eukaryota; Metazoa; Ctenophora; Tentaculata; Lobata; Bolinopsidae. Gene Ontology annotation, molecular function: actin binding. The record is from RefSeq and is a predicted model, not a curated record. Bases 38 to 496 code for a protein of 152 amino acids. The transcript has 6 exons.
AAAUAAUUUGAGCUAGACUCACAAGUCCAAAACAACCAUGCCUAAGUUGGACUACUCCCUCAACGAAGAAGAUACUCAGAUGCUCCAAACCAUGAGAAAACAAAGAGACCCUAUCAUGGUUGUCAUUACUCUUCAGAUGAGCAAGACCAUUGCUGAGAUCGAGAAGACGGUUUACGCAAAAGAUUUACCCGAGGGUAAAACUACAGUAGAUUUACUCAGAUCACUGUGUUGCGAGGAGGACCAGUUUCAGAACAAACCCUGUAUUGUAGUAAUGAAUUACGUGUGUAAGAACAAGCGUAGUGGCGCUGACACCGACAAAGUCCUCGUAUUCAAGUGGAUUCCUGACACCUGCAGCAAGAUCAGACAAAAGAUGGUGUACUCCAGCGCAUGGGAGGGAUUCAAAACUAUGUUGAAUUCGUUUGCCAACAUCCAAACUGCCAACAUGUUUGAGGCACAGGAUUAUGAUGCUAUUGAGGAUAAACUAGCAGAAUGUUAAUCGUAUUGUUGGUCUCUCAAGUACUCUUUGAAUGCAUGGAGCACACCAAUAAAGGACCAGAUGGUAUUUACCUGCUCUCACCCGGUACAUUCCUUACUGAGUUACAGUUUUAAGUAAGGUACUUGUCCCUUAACAACGAGCAAUUUCUCUUCAAGAGGGUUUUAGUUGUUAAAUUGGUCUGGACUUGAAUGUUGUAUAUUGGUAUGUUCGCCUCUAUUUUAUAGUUCCAUCAAUAAUUAUGUUUCCUCUCUCGCAAGUCGACUGUGGCUUUUUUGAGCUCAGUUUGUCUUGAUGCUUUCCAUUUGGCCUUUACUUAGUGUAUUAAAAUUGAUUUUUAAAGGCUAUUUAAAAUUAAUUUACUAUUUUUUGCAAUAUACAGCUUGAUUUUUGAGCUCUUUAUGAGUGUACGAAUGAUUUUGAUGAUGACUCAUUCAUUGGGGCUCAAUUUUAGCUCAAACGUUCGACAAAAUGUAUAGAAAUUACUCACCACUUUUUAAAAAUAUAUAAAAUAUUAGUUGGAUAUAUAUGUUGAAAUUGGCGAGGGUAAGUCUUUUAUUAUGGUGUUAGAUUUUUUCUGCAUAAUUAUAUAAUUAUACAAUUAUACAAUUGCAUAAUUAUAUAAUUAUAAUCGGUUGUUUGUUCAUGUCAGAAAAUUUGUACGAAAUUCCUGCACAAUUCCUUCAAUUUUGAUGAUUUAGAUUUUGGGGUUUUCAGGAUUUCUUAUCUUAAAUUUCUAUCGUUUCAACGAGAGCACGUACGCUUCAAAUGCUAUAACAAUAUGAUGAUUGAGUACAAUAUACAAUGAUGCCAAAUAUAAGUUUCUGAAUUUGUUACUCGCUUGCUCAUAUUAGGUGGUUUUUUUGGUUAUUUUUACCAAUUUGACAAAGGACUAUA